Messenger RNA from Ostrea edulis (European flat oyster), 687 nucleotides. RefSeq lists its product as uncharacterized. The record is from RefSeq and is a predicted model, not a curated record. The coding region runs from base 1 to 687 and encodes 228 amino acids. NCBI's taxonomy places the organism in Eukaryota, Metazoa, Mollusca, Bivalvia, Ostreida, Ostreidae. The transcript has a single exon.
AUGGAUUUUCUAGAGCAAAAUGAUGUGUCAAUUCAGGUUUCCAAAGGCUUAUUAAAAUUAGCCGGUCAAGAAAUUCAGUUAGAUAAAGAACGAAUUCCUGUUUGCACUAGAGUCAAUUGGUCCAAAAAGAUCAUUGUACCCCCUGACAGUGAAAUUACUGUUUCAGGUUAUGCUGUUGGUUUGAAGGACAAAUCUGUAGAUAGUUUAGUUGAGCCCUUUAAAUUUUUACAGCAGAGAGGCCUAUUAGUUGCCAGGACUUUGGUUGACCCAGAAAAUAUUCUGUUUUCAGUAGUAAAUAUUACAGAUAGGCCUGUUAGAAUUGACAAGAAUGCAACAGUUGCGACAUUACAAUCUGUUGAUAUUGUUGAGUCGAAAGUUGGGUCAGUUGAAGUUUCAUCUGAGUUGCCAGAAAAUUUACAUGUUUUGUAUGAGAAGUCAUCGGUUGGUUUGACUGAAGAACAAAAAUCAAAAUUGUUCGAGAUGCUGGUUUCUUACAGAGAUAUAUUUGUGGGUCCUGAUGGAAAAUUUGGUAGGACAAAGUUAGUCAAACACAGUAUUGACACUGGGGAUAGCAAACCAAUUAAAAUUCCCCCUCGUAGGUUGCCAUACGCACAGAAAGAAAUUGUAGAAAAAGAAAUUCAGAAAAUGCUUGAUAAUAGUAUCAUUGAACCAAGUGAAAGCCCCUGA